UGAAUGAUGAAUAGCUGCCGAAGCUUUGUCUUUUGGAGCAAUAAAAUGAUUUCCGCCAGAGCUAUUGCAGCCGGCCCAUACCACUUAUCUCAGCGAUCGCACUCUCCUACUGCCGUCGCCGCCUUACGCCGCCGCUUCUCUGCCGCAACCAUCAGAAUGUCUUCGGGGCCGAUCGUUGAGCACGUGGUGCUCUUCAAGGUUAAGCCGGAUGUGGAGCCUUCCAGGGUCAACGAGAUGGUAGUCAACCUUAACGGCCUCACAUCUCUGCCGCAGGUGCUCCACCUCACCGCCGGUCCUGUGCUCCGCAACCGGUCCGGUUCCUUCGCCUUCACACACAUGCUCCAUUCUCGGUACGCCUCCAAGUCCGACCUCGCCGACUACUCCGCCCACCCCGAUCACAUGGCCGUCGUCAAGGCGAAUGUGCUUCCUGUCUGCGACGACAUCAUGGCCGUCGACUGGAUCUGCGAUGACCUCGCCGGCCCGGUCAAGGUACCUCCCGGUUCAGCCCUGAGAGUCACAUUUCUGAAAUUGAAGGAGAAUUUGGGGGAAACUGAGAAAGGGGAAAUACUGUCGGUGACGAAAGGAAUUAGGGAGAAGUUUUCGUCGAUUGAUCAGAUGAGCGUGGGGGAGAACUUCUCUCCGGCGAGGGCGAAGGGAUUCUCGAUUGCUUCGGUUGCUGUGUUUGGUGGGGUGGGAGAAUUGGAGGCGUUGGAGUCGCAAUCGGCGGCGGAAAAGGAGGAGAAGGAUAAGGUUAGGGGGUUUCUGGACGGCGUACUGGUGGUGGAUUACGCCGUCCCGGGUUUGCAGUAGGUGGCCGGUCUCUAUGGGUAGAACCGUCAUUUGAAGUGUUCCGUCUUCUUCUCGUUACUGAUUGUUUGUAAUGUUCUGAUUUUCUCCAAGCAAGAAUGGGGUUGAAUUGCCCUUUCUCCUAUGAAGAAUAAAAUUUACGUGUUAUCCAAUAUCGAUACUCGUUUCAAGAAUGAGAUAUUAUGAUAUCUAUGAGCUAGGCUUAAUUAAAAUUCUACAGUUC
Messenger RNA from Cuscuta epithymum, 1030 nucleotides. Lineage: Eukaryota; Viridiplantae; Streptophyta; Magnoliopsida; Solanales; Convolvulaceae. The record is from the annotation of a GenBank genome assembly.